AUGUCUGUUGAACAAGCAAAUUAUUGGUACCCUUCUCAACAAGGAGAACAAAAUGAAAUUUUACCUAAAUUAAAGAAAAAUAUUAUUCAUCCAUCUCCUCUUGUUAUUUUCUUAGAACAAACUCCUAAGUUAUUAUUUUUCACUUGUGUUGCUUUAUAUGCUUCUUUCGUUGCUUCUUUAUUCAAAAAUGCUCCACUAUUUGAUGAACAAAAUAUUAUUCCAUUAGUUGUUACUGUUAUCUCAUGUAUUAUUGGGGUUGCUUUUACAAUGUAUUAUUUUGUUUCUGAUAAGCACGUAUAUUUACUUGAUUUUACAGUUGCAGAACUUGGUCCUGAAUAUGAAAGCACUGCAGAAGAAUGUCUUGGUCCUAUAGCAAAUGUUUUAGAUAAAGAAUGUUCAGAUUUUGUAAUUAGAGUAGCUAAAGUAACAGGAUUAGGUCAACAUACACAUCUUCCAAAGAUGUACCAUGGAGAAAAAUAUGUCCCAAAGUCAAUGGCACUUGCUCGUGAAGAAGUAGAAACUGUAAUGAAAGCUUGUUGUGAUAAAUUAUUUGAACAAACUAAGAUUGAUCCUACAAAAGACGUAGAUUGUGUUAUUACUAACUGUUCUAUAUUCAACCCAACUCCAUCAAUAGGUGCUAUGUUAAUGAAUAAAUACAAAAUGAAACAAACAUGUAAAAAUUGGCAUCUUGGAGGAAUGGGAUGUUCUGCAGGUGUUAUAUCAUGCGAUUUAGCUAAAGACUUCUUAUGCAGUCAUCCUAAUAGCACAGUUUUAGUAUUCUCCACAGAAAAUAUUACUGCACCCACAUAUGUUGGUUCAGAUAAAUCUAAACUAAUGUUUUUCACUUUAUUUAGAUCUGGUGGAGCUGCUAUUCUUUUAACUAAUAAGAAGUCAUUAAUCAAAAAAUGUAAGUAUGAAAUGGAAGAAACAGUUAGAAUUCACAAUGCUAUUGAUGAUAAUGCUUAUAAAGUUAUUUUUCAUGAUGAAGAUGAGACUGGUUCAGAUGGAGUUUCUAUAGGAAGAACAUUAAUUAAUUAUAUAUCAGAUGUUAUUGAUGAAAAUGUAAAAAUACUAUUUCCUAAAUAUCUUCCACUUUUCUCUAAGAUAGCAUAUUCAGUAAAAAAAUUCUUUGCUAAAGAAAAUGAAGAAGUUACAUGUAAUUUAGAUGUAAGAAAAGCUUUUCAAGGGUUUUGUAUUCAUGCUGGUGGAAGAGGGGUUAUUGAUGCAGUUCAAAAGAAAUUUAAUUUGACUGAUGAAGAUUGUAUGCCAUCUCGUGCAGGAUUAUGUCGUUUUGGUAAUACAUCAUCAGCAUCAAUUUGGUAUGAAUUUAUGUUUCUUGAAAGAUGCGAAUUAUUACAAAAGAAUGAUAGAGUAUUUCAACUAGCAUUUGGUUCAGGAGUUAAAGCUAAUUCCUGUGUUUGGAGAAAAUUAAAUUAA
Messenger RNA from Entamoeba nuttalli P19, 1437 nucleotides. RefSeq names its product fatty acid elongase, putative. Gene Ontology annotation, biological process: fatty acid biosynthetic process. The record is from RefSeq and is a predicted model, not a curated record. The transcript has a single exon. Gene Ontology annotation, molecular function: acyltransferase activity, transferring groups other than amino-acyl groups. Gene Ontology annotation, cellular component: membrane. Bases 1 to 1437 code for a protein of 478 amino acids. NCBI's taxonomy places the organism in Eukaryota, Evosea, Mastigamoebida, Endamoebidae.